Messenger RNA from Linum tenue, 2183 nucleotides. NCBI's taxonomy places the organism in Eukaryota, Viridiplantae, Streptophyta, Magnoliopsida, Malpighiales, Linaceae. The record is from the annotation of a GenBank genome assembly.
CGACAGAACUUUCUUCCUCCUCUCUGAACUUCAGCGGAAGGCACCUUUCUCUGUUACGAAAUCAAACCUGCGACAACACACACCGCACACGCACGCAGAAACGAGACCGUAGCGCGGCAACCUCCGUCGUCGAGAAAAGCUCAAUUCCUGCGUGAUAACAAGUUUAAGGUCGACAUGUACAGAAGUACAGCUUCCCGCCUCAGAGCUCUCAAGGGGCGUGUGGGGAAUCUGGGUGCUACCCGAUGUGCAGCCUCAAGUGCAGUUGCUUCUACAACAUCAUCCUCCCCAGGAAUUUUCAGCUGGCUGAUUGGUGAACGUGCUAGUUCUUUUCCUCCUUUGAAUUCACCAUUUGAAGGUGUUUCUUCUCCACCAUCCCUCCCAGACUAUGUUGAGCCAAGCAAGAUUAAGUCGAAAACUCUUUCGAACGGUCUGACGAUAGUCUCUGAGACAUCUCCGAGUCCUGCAGCAUCGAUAGGGAUGUACAUUGACUGCGGUUCUAUCUAUGAGACACCCCAAUCGUGUGGAGCCACUCAUUUGCUUGAAAGAAUGGCAUUCAAAAGCACUCGAAACAGGAGCCACUUUCGCAUUGUAAGAGAAGUUGAGGCCAUUGGUGGUACUGUAGCAGCCUCGGCUUCACGAGAGCAGAUCGGAUACACUUUUGAUGCCUUGAAGACCUAUAUUCCUGAAAUGGUAGAAUUGCUCGUUGACUCCGUCAGGAACCCCGUGUUCAUUGAUUGGGAAGUCAAUGAGGAGCUGAAAAGGGUGAAGGAUGAGCUCAGUCAAAUCUCUAACAAUCCCCAAGGGUUACUCUUGGAGGCUAUUCAUUCUGCCGCUUAUACUGGUGCCUUGGCAAAUCCUCUUUUAGCUCCAGAAGCAGCAUUGAGCAGACUGAACGGUGACAUUUUGGAGGAAUUUGUAGCUGAGAAUUAUACAGCUCCUAGAAUGAUCCUUGCAGCAUCAGGGGUUGAAUUCGAGGAGCUUUUGUCUGUUGCCGAACCACUUCUCUCUGACCUUCCACUUGUCCAACAUCCGGAAGCACCAAAGUCCGUAUAUGUUGGGGGGGAUUAUCGUCGCCAGGCAGAUUUACCGGUGCAUGUAACACAUGUUGCUCUUGCCUUUGAAGUUCCUGGAGGCUGGCAUAAUGAAAAGGAAGCGAUAACCCUAACUGUACUCCAGAUGCUUAUGGGAGGAGGUGGCUCGUUCUCUGCAGGGGGACCAGGAAAAGGGAUGCACUCACGCUUGUAUCUCCGUGUACUGAAUAACUAUCAACAGCUCCAGUCCUUUUCUGCAUUCAACAGUAUCUUCAACCACACGGGAUUGUUUGGCAUUUAUGCAACCACUACUUCUGACUUUGUGGCGAAGGCUGUUGAUGUAGCGGCAGGGGAGUUAAUCUCUAUUGCAACUCCUAAACAAGUUUGUGAGACACAGUUGAACCGUGCUAAAGAGGCCACAAAAUCUGCAGUUCUCAUGAAUCUCGAGUCUAGAAUGAUUGUAGCCGAAGAUAUUGGCAGGCAGUAUCUGACUUAUGGUGAAAGAAAGCCAGUGGAUCAAUUCUUGAAGGCAGUGGAUGAGAUCACGUUGAAGGACAUAACUGACAUUUCACAGAAGUUGAUCGCUUCACCUCUAACAAUGGCAUCUUAUGGGGAUGUCAUAAACGUCCCUAGCUACGAGUCGGUGAAGGCAGUUUUCCAUGCGAAAUGAGAGGCAGCUCUACCUAGUGUGGCGUUUCAACAUUUCCAGAUUGAGUUUCAGAUUGAGUCGCAAUAAAGACUAAUAUGAUGGAGAAGAAGAUCGAUCCUGGAGGCUUUUCUCCCUUGUUUGAUCAAUGGGAAGUUUUGUAUCUUUAAUUUUGAGGCAUUCUUCGAUAGAUGGGUCAACUUUUUCUUGGUUCCACUUCCAUUUUUGUGCCACCUCCCAAAUUCUCUACUUUUGCUGUUGGAGUUAAGGUGAGCGACCAUGGGAGAAUGGGUGUAUCCCGAGGUUCUUUGACAGCGAGUGAAGGAAGUAAUAGAGGAAUUUGGAUAUGUUCCGCAACUUAAUAUUUAGAGGAUGGUCUUCCAUCUCCCAUCCAAUGGUUCAUAAAAAUGGCUCAUUAAAUUAAUGGUUCAUAUCUGUUGGGAAAAAGUGGUAGUGGAUUGUGAGGUCUACAAUCUGAAAAGCAGCUGACAAUUGGAAUUGGGGUC